AUGCAAAAACGUCGCGACAAGGUGCGUGAAAUGAUGCGACAUGCCUGGAAUGGCUACAAAAAAUUCGCAUGGGGUGCUAAUGAGCUGAGUCCGUUAUCGCAAAGGGCGUUCCAUGGAGGUGUGUUCGGUCAAAAUGACAUUGGAUUGACGAUAAUUGAUGCUCUGGAUACGUUGUACAUUAUGGACAUGACAGCAGAAUACGAAGAAGGCAAAACGUGGAUCGAGCAAAAUUUCACACUCGAUAAUUACGUGGGGACGUUGGAUGCCUUUGAGACAAAUAUUCGUAUCGUGGGAGGACUUUUAUCGAUAUUUGCUCUAACUGGGGACACAAUUUAUCGGGAAAAAGCGAAAUAUGUCGCCGAUAAAUUGUUGCCGGUAUUUGACACUCCAACAGGAAUCCCCAAAGUUUUGAUAAACCUUCAAACGAAUGAGACAAAAAAUCAUGAAUGGAGUUACGGAGACAGCAGUAUUUUAUCGCAAAGUGGAUCUUUUCACUUGGAAUUUGAUUAUUUAUCGGAAAUAACGGGAGAUGCUACUUACCGAAAGAAAAUUCAUCGAGUUAGGAAUUUUUUCAAAGAUUCGAGAAAAGUAUUUGAUCUCUUUCCGAUCUACAUUAAUGCAGAAAAUGGUGAAUGGGGACUUCAUUACGUCACAAUUGGAGCUCAUGGAGACAGUUUUUAUGAAUAUCUUUUAAAAUCUUGGAUCUUAUCAGGUUACAAAGACCAAGAAAGUAAACAAAUGUCAAUUUCUGCUUUAAAUUCCAUCAAAAAUCGACUUAUUGGAAAAUCUUUUGAUGGAUUCUCGUACCUUGGCUUUUUAAAGUUUGGCGAACUUGAACCGCUAAUGGAUCAUUUGUCAUGCUUUGCUCCUGGAUUAUUCGCUUUAGCCUCAAAAUCACUCAAAAAUCCGGAAUAUCUUCGUUUAGCUGAAGACCUAAUCGAAACUUGUCAUAAAAGUUAUGAAAUUUCUCAAACAGGUCUCGGUCCUGAAGUUUUUUGGUUUACUGAAACCUCAGCUCGAGCUUCUAAAAAACUUGAAUCUAGUUUCGCUCUUCGUCCAGAAACGAUUGAAAGUUACUUUUAUCUCUGGAGAUUGACGAAAAAGCAAAAAUAUCGAGACUGGGGAUGGGAAAUUGUUGAAAGCUUGGAAAAGCAUUGUCGAACCCCGAAUGGAUUCAGUGGGAUUAAAGAUGUUUACGAUGAAAACAGCGAGAAAGAUGACAUUCAGCAAAGUUAUUUUCUUGCAGAAACGUUAAAAUAUUUGUUCUUGUUGUUUUCCGAUGAUUCCGUGCUUGGUUUGGAUCAAUGGGUAUUCAAUACUGAGGGACAUCCGUUGCCUAUAAGAAGGGAUGCUGCGUAA
Culicoides brevitarsis is the source of this 1359-nucleotide messenger RNA. RefSeq names its product mannosyl-oligosaccharide alpha-1,2-mannosidase IA-like. Gene Ontology annotation, molecular function: mannosyl-oligosaccharide 1,2-alpha-mannosidase activity; calcium ion binding. Gene Ontology annotation, cellular component: endoplasmic reticulum; Golgi membrane. The coding region runs from base 1 to 1359 and encodes 452 amino acids. The record is from RefSeq and is a predicted model, not a curated record. Lineage: Eukaryota; Metazoa; Arthropoda; Insecta; Diptera; Ceratopogonidae. The transcript has a single exon. Gene Ontology annotation, biological process: mannose trimming involved in glycoprotein ERAD pathway; carbohydrate metabolic process.